AUGGAGGAAAAAGCUUCCGAAAAAUCACGUCGAGAACGGAGGAAAGAAUCUCGGUUGGCGAAGAAUGCAUCCAAACACCAAUCCUGGCUUCAACGCCAUAAAUCUGAAGCUGUAAAAAAAAGUAACAGUCAAAAUCAGGAGUUAAAGUCUGAAGGCAAAUUGGACCAAUCAGUUCAGAUGAAAUUGAAAUCUUUGUCUAAGAAACAAGUGCCAGCUGAAGAAUGUGCCUUGUCAGAAGAUGAAAAUUGUGGCCCUGUUGUGAAGAAAGUGAGGAAGGGUUCUCAGUCAAGUUCCAAGAAGAAGAGGAUUGAGAUGGGUCUGUCUGAGGUUUCAAUGGCUGCUCAGAAGGAUUUAGAGUUGGAAAGGAAACUCUCCAAGAGGCUUAAGGUGAAAGAAGGAAAGUUGGGGGGAAUGGAUGAUGGAUUGAACUUGUUAUUUGAAGGAAUGCCGUCUGGUGAUGAUUUAUUUGGAGGAAUGGAGGGUUUUGAUACUGAAAAAUUACCGAAAAGAAAGUCGAAGAAGAGCCAGUCAAGUAAGAAGCAUAAGUUAUUAGAUGGUGUACCGGGAUCCGUGGAAGGUCCUAAUGAACAUGUAGCAUUUGAAGAAGUUCCCGGUGGUGUAACUUCCAGGAAGAAGAAUCAGAAAAGAAAAUUGUCGAGUCAACAGCAGGAAGAUGGCGCGGAGGGUGGUGUUGCAGGCACUGUCAAACCUGUGGAAACACGUGGAACAGAUGUGACAUCUGGGGAUGUUGCUGAAAUUCCUGAGAAGAAAGAGAAAGGAAAAUAUAUAGCUCCUCACUUGAGAGCUCGUGCUGGCAAUGAACCUGAGGAGCAUACACAAAUUCGAAGACGUGUACGAGGCCUUCUUAACAGGAUUUCUGAAUCAAAUGUUGAGUCAAUUACUGGAGAAUUGUCCUUGAUCUUUCAGUCUGUUGCUCGCAGUGUUGCUUCACAGAUUAUGAUUGAGGAGGCUUUAGCAUCAUGUUCUGGAGGGCCCCGUGGCAAUAAACAAUAUGCUGCGGUGUUUGCUGCGUUUGUUGCUGGGAUGGCCUGUUUGGUUGGUAUGGACUUUGGUGCAAAGUUUAUGGCUUCCUUUGCCAAAUGCUUUGAGGAUGAGUAUCAUAAAGAAGACAAUCUCUCCUUGCGGAAUCUUGCACUUCUCUUAUCCUAUUUAUGCAUAUUUGGGGUCUGUUCUAGUGAUUUAAUAUUUGACUUUCUAGUCAUGUUGAGCAAGCGUUUGACUGAGGUGGAUGUGUCUAUUAUUUUGACUAUGUUACAAAGUUGUGGAAUGAAAAUAAGGGCUGAUGAUCCAGCUGCCAUGAAAACAUUCAUUCUUAAUAUUCAGGAUACAUCAAAUAAGUUGAAGGCUUCCUCUGGAGAUGUCCCUGAAAAGAAUAACAGCAAAAGAAUGGAGUUCAUGCUUGAAACCAUAUAUGAUAUCAAGAACAACAAGAAGAAGACAGAAGAGGUUUCCCCUCGAAUUAAAAAGUGGCUACAGAAGUUAAGAGUUGAUGAUAUUUCAAUUAGAGGGCUUACAUGGAGUAAGUUACUUGAUCCUGACAAGAAGGGACAAUGGUGGUUAUCUGGAGAUGUGGUUUCUUCAAAAGAUAAUGUUGAAAACGUCGCUAACAAAAUAGACAAAGAUCUUGCUGAAACCCAACGAAUGCUGCAGCUUGCUGCUGAUCAAAGGAUGAACACAGAUUCCAGAAGGGCAAUCUUUUGUAUUAUAAUGUCCGGAGAGGACUAUAUUGAUGCAUUUGAAAAGCUUCUGCGAUUGGAAUUACCAGGCAAGCAGGACAGAGAUAUAAUACGGGUUCUUGUUGAUUGUUGCUUGCAAGAGCAAGUUUUUAACAAGUACUAUACAGUGCUGGCUUCCAAGUUGUGUGAGCACGACAAAAACCACAAGUUCACUUUACAGUUUUGUCUAUGGGACCACUUUAAGGAGUUGGAGUCUAUGCCUCUUUUGAGGUCAAUUAACCUCGCAAAGUUUGUGGCGGAAAUGGCCGCGUCUUUCACUCUCUCCCUCGCAGUAUUGAAGACUGUGGAUCUUAGUGAUAUCCCUCAGCUAACUCCAAGAAGGAUUAUGCAUUUCCGCAUUUUGUUUGAGACCAUUUUCGAAUAUCCCGAAACUGUGGUGUGGAAGAUAUUCACCCGGAUCGCAGGGACGCCUGAACUUGAAAGUUUUAGACAGGGCAUUGAGUUUUUCGUUAAGGAGUACAUUUUGAAAACAAAUAAAGAUGUAUCUCAGAAAUUUAAGUUGGCAAAGAAAGCCCUUAAUAAUAUAGAAGGAGUUCUGAUGCAAGAGUAA
This is a messenger RNA of Lathyrus sativus (Indian pea), 2307 nucleotides long. The record is from the annotation of a GenBank genome assembly. Lineage: Eukaryota; Viridiplantae; Streptophyta; Magnoliopsida; Fabales; Fabaceae.